Messenger RNA from Ochotona princeps (American pika), 2579 nucleotides. RefSeq names its product zinc finger protein 280B (gene ZNF280B). The coding region runs from base 66 to 1673 and encodes 535 amino acids. The record is from RefSeq and is a predicted model, not a curated record. Gene Ontology annotation, molecular function: DNA-binding transcription factor activity, RNA polymerase II-specific; RNA polymerase II cis-regulatory region sequence-specific DNA binding. Gene Ontology annotation, biological process: regulation of DNA-templated transcription. The transcript has a single exon. Lineage: Eukaryota; Metazoa; Chordata; Mammalia; Lagomorpha; Ochotonidae.
CAAUUUAUGUAAAGGAAGCACAGGGACUUGUGGCCAUAUCCGUCAAGAAAAAAAGAAAUCAGAAAAUGGAACAGCCACUUAUGUUACGUGAAGACCAAGAGCAAGAACCACAUAAGAGCAUGAGAGAAUCCAAGCCAGUAGAAGAUGAUGAUGCUGAGAUCAUCUUUGUUGGGGUUGAGCAGGUAAAUAAAGAUGCUGAACUGAUCUUUGUGGGAGUGACUUCAAAAUCAAAACCAGUUGUCUCAAAUAUUUUGAACAGAGUCACCCCAGGUUCAUGCUCGAGGAGAAAAAAGUAUGGUCACCUUAGAAGAGGUUCAGCUCGCAGGCCGCAGCCUGCAAGUCAGGGGGCUCAGACAUCAGAAGCAGUGAGCGUCCUGCCUGCUCCUCAGCCUGAAACAAGAUCAACAGACAGCCCUGUUAUUAUUAUUGAACCUGAACAUGAAUAUAAAAAGAAUUCACCACAAGUCGUGCCUGAUAACUCUUCAAAGGUAUGUCCUCCUUUGGUUACACUCACAAGUUCAUUGUCAAAUCCAGUAAAAGCAGCACUUCCAGUAGGAAGUAAGAAUGCAAGCCCUUGUGUGUCAGAGCAGCUUUCUGCUUCUGAAGUAAAAGGCACAGAUCCUAAAAGGCCCAAACUUAACGACAGAAUAGAGGAGUCAUCUGCAGGUGCUUCCCCUUCGGAUACUCCGCAAAGCACACCCUCAGACAGUGCUCAGACCUCAUUAAACCCUGUCCAGAAUGGAGUGCCGUUUCCAACAGCUGCUUCAAAGGAUAGUGUCCAUUCCAAGCCUGUAAAUGUCGGUAAGGAAAAUGAAUUGGCCAAACCAGACUGUGUGAGUGGAGCAAGUCAGAACAAGGCCCUGGGUCCCAUGAAAGACACCCUGAUCAUGUUACUGAACGACUUCUACUACGGUCAGCAUCAGGGAGAUGGGCCGUCCGAGCAGAAAACUCAUACCACCUUUAAAUGCCUCAGCUGCUUGAAAGUUCUCAAGAACAUUAAGUUUAUGAAUCACGUGAGGCACCACUUAGAACUUGAGAAGCAGAGGGGUGACAGCUGGGAGAACCACACCACCUGCCAGCACUGCCACCGGCAGUUUCCCACCCCCUUCCUGCUACAGUGUCACAUUGAAAGAGUGCACACCAGCCAGGAGCCUUCUGCCGUUUGCAAAAUCUGUGAAUUGUCCUUUGAAACGGAUCAGGUUCUCCUACAACACAUGAAGGACACCCAUAAGCCCGGGGAGAUGCCGUACGUGUGCCAGGUUUGCAGUUACCGAUCGUCAGCCUUUGCGGAUGUGGAAGCUCAUUUCAGAACGUGCCAUGAGAACACUAAGAAUUUGCUCUGUCCGUUUUGUCUCAAAAUGUUCAAAACGGCAUCCCCGUACAUGUGCCAUUACAGGGGGCACUGGGAGAGGACCGUUCACCAGUGCUCCAAAUGCCGGCUGCAGUUUUUGACUUUCAAGGAGAAAAUGGAGCACAAGACCCAGUGUCAUCAAAUGUUUAAGAUGCCUAAGCAGCUGGAAGGAUUACCUCCUGAAACAAAAGUUGUCAUUCAAGUAUCACUGGAACCUCUUCAAGCAGGGUCAGAGCAAGUAGCCUCUGUUACCGUGAGCACAUCUGACUGUGCGCCGUCACCGCCCAGGUCUAAAAGCAGAAUUUCAAAAAAACCCCACUAACUGAGAUUUUGGAAAAUCUGAAGAGCAUUCCAAUCCAAAUAUAUAUAUACACAUAUAAGCCCGUGCAGACAAAAAUUUAAACAUCAUACAUUCAGUAGCAUCAAAAAUAGUGAAACUCAAUGAUUACUUGAAGUUUUAUAUGUUAUACUCAUGCAUAUUCAACAUUGUUAGAGCUGAGUUUUGAGUUUUAAUGUAUCAUUUGGUUUUCGUAUUAUCUGGCUUAUCACAUGAAAGGUAUUUCUGUAUGAGAGAGGGGGAAAUGUAUAGACCUAUAUAUUAUUUUGAUAUUUUGUAUUACUUCUAAGCGUGAAACUUCUUCCAAGUAUAGAAUGUAUGUAGUUAUUGAGGUACUUAAUUUAUUUUAACUUUUUUUCUGUGUUAAGAUUUCACUAUGAACUUGAGUCUGACUAGGAUGUGUGUGUCAUAAACUAGUCCAUUUGCUCCCGAGCUCCAAGAAGUGCCUCUGCCAUGCUGUUGCAAAAUAACCAGUUUCUGAAAGCCCAGGUGUCAGGCUGCAAGUCUGUGGCGUGAGUGGGAACCUGGAAGGUGGAGCUCGUCAAGGGAGUGCCGUGGUUCCUUGUCCCAGUUGAAAGACACAUACACUGCGUACAGUCUUGGAACCAAGACAGAAGAACCACUACCUCAGAGUACCUUUAGCUAACUGGGGAACAUCCAAGGAUGAGAUCCAUUGUUAGUAAAACUAAGAAUGCAAAGCAUCUGUUUGGCGAGGAGCUCCCCUAGACAUUGGAUGAAGUAGCAGCUGGUCAUAGAUGGAGCCUGGCAUUAGCAGGCUCACCGUGGAGUUAUCGAAAGGGAAAUCUUAAUUCGUACCUGCCCCUCCCUUCUGGCUAGCUGUUGUUAGUGGGAUGAACUGGCCAUACCCCUCUCAGCCGCAGCAGUAAGCGA